AUGGCUUUGCUUGACGUGGCGGCCGACGCGAUCGCCUACUGCGCCGAGACGCGCCUGCGCAUUGGUCUCGUUGUUCUCUACGAGGCGCUCGUCACGGUCGCCAUCAAUGUGAUCGGGCAGGUCUACGUCGACGGCGCCGCAAUGACCCACGGCCAAGUCGCCGACCUCCCGCUGCCCGACGUCCGCUUUGGCUACACGCCCAUCGAGCUCCACGAUCUGUACGCGUCCAUGGGCCCGGUGGCCCGGCGCAAUUUCAUUCUCUUUGAGCUCUUUGAUAUUUUCUUCUACAUGCCGGCCUAUGUCCUUCUGCUCUCGACGCUCAUCACUGCUGGCUACAUGCGGCUGCGGCGCCCCGUCUCGCUGCUCGCGUAUCUUCCGUUUCUCUCGGUGGUCGCCGACCUGCUCGAGAACGCGGCGCAUAUCUUUACAGCGUACGACUUUACAUUGCAGCAGAGCCUACGUGAUAUGAAUUGGCUCCUCGCCGCCUACACGGGCGCGGCCGCGAACGAGCUCAAGUGGGUCACGCUCGUCGCGUCGGUCGGCGUGCUGCUCGUCACGUGGGUGCGUGUCUUGGGGUUCGUUGCGCCCCCUCCGCACGUCAAGGCCAACUAG
Saprolegnia diclina VS20 is the source of this 612-nucleotide messenger RNA. RefSeq lists its product as hypothetical. The transcript has 3 exons. The record is from RefSeq and is a predicted model, not a curated record. Bases 1 to 612 code for a protein of 203 amino acids. Lineage: Eukaryota; Oomycota; Saprolegniomycetes; Saprolegniales; Saprolegniaceae.